AUGACGGCUAGAAUGAGAAACUUGAUGAGUAAGUAUAUCUCGGAGCAGCAAAGAGCCUUUGUAGCUGGGCGGGUAAUCCAGGAUAAUGUGAUUAUAGCUCAUGAAGUAUUUCAAUACCUGAAAAGAAGGAAAGAAGGAGUCAGGUGUGACAUGGCCUUGAAAAUUGACUUAAGCAAAGCCUAUGACCGUGUGGAUUGGGUCUUCUUGAUGGAAGUAAUGUUGAAGAUGGGUUUUUGUGUUAAAUGGGUCGGAUGGGUCAUGGAAUGUGUCACUUCAGUAGAAUUUGAGUUGCUAGUUUUUGGUAGGAAAGUGGCUCGAAUUAGUCUUGAUAAAGAGUGUGGCAAACUCAAUCCCAGUAUACCCGAUGUCAAGUUUCCUAUUUCCAAAGAAGAGCUGUAA
Messenger RNA from Neltuma alba, 399 nucleotides. RefSeq lists its product as uncharacterized. The record is from RefSeq and is a predicted model, not a curated record. The coding region runs from base 1 to 399 and encodes 132 amino acids. The transcript has a single exon. Lineage: Eukaryota; Viridiplantae; Streptophyta; Magnoliopsida; Fabales; Fabaceae.